This is a messenger RNA of Papaver somniferum (opium poppy), 1516 nucleotides long. Its product is annotated as SAC3 family protein C-like. Gene Ontology annotation, biological process: mRNA export from nucleus. The transcript is spliced from 9 exons. The record is from RefSeq and is a predicted model, not a curated record. Bases 122 to 1345 code for a protein of 407 amino acids. Gene Ontology annotation, cellular component: nucleus; transcription export complex 2; cytoplasm. Lineage: Eukaryota; Viridiplantae; Streptophyta; Magnoliopsida; Ranunculales; Papaveraceae.
AGAACUGGGUCUCCCCUCGAGGUAAAAACAACAGCAACUGAAAAUUGUCUAGUUCUGCGGCAGCAUAGUCUCGCUACUCGCAAGACAGGAUCUUCUUGGAGCUCCGAAACCUGCAACAGAGAUGGAUAAGGGAGAAGCCAGAGGUGGAAGAGGAGGAAGAUUAGGGUAUCGAGGUAGAUCCAGAAGACCCUAUUCAUCUUAUACUUCCAGGCCUGUUCGAUCUAGUUAUGAAUUUUCUUCUUCAAAUAGAGAUGAAGAAAGGACAACUAGAAGCACCGCCAAAGAAGAGGAAGAAGAUUCGUCUAUAGUUGGAACUUGUUUAGAUAUGUGUCCAGCCAAGGAAAGAGCUCAGCGUGAACGAUUAAGAGAUUUGGCUGUAAUCGAGAGGUUAAAUGGCAACCCUGGAAAAACAUCUCCAAGCCUUGCUGUCAAAAAGUUUUGCAGGACUAUCUCUACCGUGGAUUCACACCCAUCAGAUGUGCGCCCUCUUCAGGUGUUGGAAGAUACAUUAUCCUACCUUUUGAACUUGUUAGAUUCUUCAGAGCAUCCGUUCGAAGUACUUCACGAUUUCAUCUUUGAUAGGACUAGGUCCAUUCGACAAGAUCUUGGCAUGCAAAACAUUGUUAAUGAUCGAGUAAUCUACAUGUACGAGGAAAUGGUUAAAUUCCACAUUACAUCCCAUCACAAGCUUUCCCAGUGUAGUAGCAAUUCCGACAUAUCUCCUUUGCAUCACCUAAAUAUGGAGCAACUCUCUAAAUGCCUUUUGUCUAUUUAUGAGUUAUACAAUGCUAAUCGGGAGUCAGGCGCUUGUAAUGUGAACGAAGCUUAUUUCCGUUCAUUUUAUUUACUCCUUCAACUUGGUUCUAAUAGCCACUCAACGGGUGAGUCACUAUCCUUGUGGCUUCGACGACUGCCUACUCCUAUAAUUAAGUCAAAAGAAAUGAGCUUUGCUCGGCGAAUUUUAAGGUUCUUCAGAAUAGGCAAUUACAAACAAUUUCUAAGUUUUACAGCAGCAGAAGCAUCAUUUCUACAAUACUGCUUACUGGAACCUUCUAUUUACGAGGUUCGCAUACUAGCGGUGUCUUGUAUCAAUAACGGGGGUUACAAGCUCUUUCCAUACCCACUACAAGACCUAUCAAAGCUCUUACUAAUGCAGGAGUCUGAUGUGGAGUCCUUCUGCUACUCAUGCGGACUUGAAAUCAGUACAGAUGAAGCAGGAAACAAGUUCUUGCCUACGAAGCAAACGAGUUUCUCUCGACCUAAAGUGAGAUUCCCAUAUUACAGCUUAUUGGGUUGUGAGAGAUUAACAGACAGAGGAUACAUGAGAGGGAUUGGCUCUAUCUAGGGUUGAAAGGAUGUUUCUUUUUGUGUAAGAUAUGUAUAACUUUCUCAUAAUUACAAAUGCUUGCAAACCUGAAUUAACUCGAAAAGAAUUGAUCUAUGGUAUGUAUUUGAGAAAUCGUAACCAUGCCCGUGAGGCACUCAUCAUCCAUGAUUUAUAUUGUUAAAAUGCUCA